Messenger RNA from Mercenaria mercenaria, 1434 nucleotides. RefSeq lists its product as uncharacterized. Lineage: Eukaryota; Metazoa; Mollusca; Bivalvia; Venerida; Veneridae. The coding region runs from base 1 to 1131 and encodes 376 amino acids. Gene Ontology annotation, biological process: cell-matrix adhesion. The record is from RefSeq and is a predicted model, not a curated record. The transcript is spliced from 4 exons.
AUGAAUGGCUUUCUUACGCUUGGUUACCAGCCACUGUAUGAAGACUAUGGACCAGAAACACCCUCGGACUGGCAGAAAUUCAGCCGCGGAUAUACUGUGAUAGCUCCAUUCUGGACAAAUAUUGACUCUACAAAUCUUACCGGAGGACUUGAUGUCCAUCUGUUUGAAUAUUAUACCAAUUACGGUCAAAAUGACAGCCAACACAGAAAUCUUUCACGGCUUGGACAAAUGUUUUCAAAUUAUCUAAACCUCACUGACUUCAAACCACGAGUAGCAAUUGUAGCCACUUGGCGUAACGUGACAAAGUCGUCAUACAUAGUACCUGUCAGACUGAUUAAAACUCAGAACGCAACAAUGCAAGUGAUACUAAUUUCUGAUGGUAUAUUUUCCUAUGUAAUGUUUAACUAUGACCAAGAACAGUGGUCGCUCAAAAUGGACAAAAAUAUCCCAAGCUCUGCUGGUUUCAGUCUACAAGACAAAACUGGAUUCAUAACGGCAACCAGCAAAAAUGUUAGUCAGCUUAAUAAUGGAACAAACGUUAAUCCAGGUCUUAAAGGAAGAUGGAUUUACAACGUUACUAGAAACGACCUUGGUAAUAGUGCAACUUUGCGAAACGAAUCGGAAUGCUUCGCAUUCAGACAAAAUGACACGAUCAGGAUUUGGAUAGAGACACGACGGGCUUUAGCGUAUCCAUGUCCCUGUAGUGAGCAACAGAUGCAGCUUGAUUAUAGCUAUCACACGGUGAACCCAAUGUAUAAAGACUCACAAUCGCGGACGACUUGCUAUGAGGCCUGGUUCUUUAACAAUGAUGGUGUGAAACAAACGUGCUGUUAUAGUUAUGGUGCCUUGAAAAAAGAUGGAACUGGUGGUGGCUUUGCAACGUUUGAGAAGGAUCCAUAUGACACCAUUCAAUACUUCUACGCAUGCUGCGAUGAAAAGACUGACAGACACUUGUGUCACCUUUUCUACGAAAUGAACCCGUCUGACGAUUGCUCUAUGUUCCAGCCUGCGGACGAGCCCAUUGGAAGAUACAGGCGCUCACUUAUCGGAUAUAUGAGAAGCGGAUCUGGUAAAUUAUUUGAAACCUUUUCAACAUUCAGUCUAAUACUUUUAAUUUACAUAGUAUCAUAGCCUCAUUUGAAAACAUUGUUAUCUUCUAGAUCUCUCUAUCGUACUCUAUCAAUCGUUUUAAUAGAUUCAAUUUUCGUUUUAUUACACUUUACUUAUUAAGUUCAAGUCAAAAUAACUUGACAAAUUAUUUUUCUUUUUCUUGCUAUUUAUAUGGCGAUUUUGAUUGUCUUUGAACGUCUAGUAGUAUUUUAUGUUUUUGAAAUCCUAAAUUAAAUAAAUACUUAUAUGAAUUGAAUUUCAGAGUAGCAAACAGUGUAUUCAAUUUUCUUCUCUUGAAUUCUAUCUUAACAGACUUAUAAAAUG